Boleophthalmus pectinirostris (great blue-spotted mudskipper) is the source of this 2453-nucleotide messenger RNA. RefSeq names its product histamine receptor H2a (gene hrh2a). The transcript has 5 exons. Bases 497 to 1696 code for a protein of 399 amino acids. Gene Ontology annotation, molecular function: G protein-coupled receptor activity. The record is from RefSeq and is a predicted model, not a curated record. Gene Ontology annotation, cellular component: membrane. Lineage: Eukaryota; Metazoa; Chordata; Actinopteri; Gobiiformes; Gobiidae. Gene Ontology annotation, biological process: adenylate cyclase-activating adrenergic receptor signaling pathway.
CAUACGCACACAAGCAUGCACAGGCAUAGAAAGCACACAAAGAGAUAGAGAGAGAGAGAGAGAGAGAAGGAGAGAGAGAGACUGUGCUUUUCCCCUACACUCCGGGAGCAGAGCGGACUAGCAGGGGCAGUCGGCACAAGGCAGGCUCUGCAGCAAAGAGGGGUCACUGCAGGACAGAUGACACGACGGGAAACACAAUGGCCCGCUGACUAUAUGAGAAAUGGAGAAAGAAACUGGCAUCACAGACUACUCCACACCCAACCCAAAUGAGGAUUUAAAAUGUCACAGCCAUAUGUCUAAAAUACCAGGGGUUACAGAAGCCAGAAUACAGUUAUGAUUAUAUGGCAUCCAGGUUAGGCAGAUAAUUCAACAGCAGCUUUUAUAUUACAUUCAAAUAAAAGAAAAUAACAGAUGACAGUAUCUACUGUUAAAAUGGACCACCCAUUUGCAGAAAACAGGAUGCCAGCACAGAAUCCUUAGAGAAGUCAAUGGCACCAUGGUGAAUGUGGCCCUCGCAGUGAUCCUGUGCCUGCUGAUCGCUCUGACUGUGGGGGGUAAUGUCCUGGUGUGUCUGGCUGUGUGCGUGUCCCGUCGUCUCCGCUGCCUCACAAACUGCUUCAUCGUUUCCUUGGCGAUAACAGACCUCUUACUGGGGGUCCUGGUCCUCCCCUUCUCUGCCCUCCUCCAGCUCAACAACGACUGGCCUCUGGGUCCCGUCUUCUGUAACUUCUACAUAUCCAUGGAUGUAAUGCUUUGUACAGCCUCUAUUCUAACAUUAUUGGCCAUCAGUGUUGACAGGUACCUUGCUGUAACCAUGCCUCUUAGAUAUACCUCUAUGGUUUUACCCUGGAAAGUAGCAGUAGCAAUGAUAACAGUUUGGACAGUGUCUGUAGCUGUAUCUUUUUUGCCCAUCCAAAUGGGCUGGAACACUGUGAACGGGACAGUGCAAAAUCAAGGCCCAUAUGCAUCGGAGAGGAGAUGUCGAUUUGAGCUCAACCGGCCGUACGUCCUCACUGAUUCUCUUCUCACUUUUUACCUUCCUCUUAUAGCAAUGUGCUGGACUUAUCUGAAAAUACUGCGCAUAGCUCGAGCACAGGCCAAGCGCAUCACCAGCUCUCGGCCCACCUGCGUAACCACAUACAACCGCAAAAACUCCUCCACUGUUACCCAUGUGGUCUCCAACGUGACAGCAAUAACACUCCGAGAGCACAAAGCCACGGUGACACUGGCAGCAGUCAUAGGGGCAUUUGUGAUCUGCUGGUUGCCAUAUUUUAUCAUGUUCACAGUUUUAGGUCUAAAGGAGCACCCUGACCCCAACACAGUGCCAGAAUACCCCAUAGUGCUGUGGCUGGGUUAUGCCAACUCCGCCCUGAACCCUUUUCUAUAUGGAGCGUUGAACAGAGACUUCAGGUCAGCAUACUCACACAUACUCAGGUGUAGAUGGCCCUUCAGUGGGUGGAGGAGCAGACAGCCAUCGCCCAUUAUGACCGGAGCCAGAGAUAACCUUACAGAGGUGACACUAUUGUGUGGACACAUGCCCAACACAUGCAGGGCAGGACUCACAGACCAGAGCUUCAGUCUUCAAGAAAUACACAGCGGGGCAGCUCCAACCACAGCUGUACAACUGACAAAUGGCACCACACCCACAGACGUCAAUGGAAAUGACAGCCCAGGUCAUGCUGAGCGUAAACUAUGACAGGGGAAGAAUUGUCAAGAUGAAGCUGUCUCGAAGACAAGGUACAACUGGUUAACCAAGACACCAGCUAAAAUGGACAGCGUCUAGUUUUUACAGACGUUAACUUUGCUUCAGUGUCCUUUGUGUCAAUGUGUAGCUCUGAACAAACAAUGUGUGACACCAGCUCAAGCCCCAGAUGAAGCCAUAUGGCCAAAUGUGUUUUCUGCCAAAAGUCCUGCUUCUUGUUUCAGUCAUUACCAUCGGCAGACUGUAGAUGCAUGUGAAUAUAACUGGUGUAAGAUGAAACCAUGUUAACUGCUACAGAAAUGCCACUUGGACUUUUACAUAAACAAGAUUAGGUUCUGUUUCAGAAAUAGAAAAUUGUAUUGCCAUAGUAUUUUCUGUGUAAAGGCAAAUUUAUCCAUUUAUACCAUAAUCUGCAACUUCCUAUAGGCUAUGGUAUAAAUGAAUUCAGUUGCUAAAUAAAGCAAAUAAAUGGAAAUAAAACUUAAUUUAAGAGUACAAUUUCAUUUAAGUCAUAUUUAGUAAAAUGUUUACAAAUAAACUUUUUUUUUUGAAGACCACAAUGCACUAUAAUGUUUCUGACUAUAAUUAAUAAUUUGACAUUUUAAGUCCAUUACCACAAUCUGAAUUUGUUGUACAACUGCAGUUUUUCCUGCAUUUCCUGAUGUGAAUGUACAAACCCAUAAAUGCUCCAUGCAAAUCUAUCAUGUCUCAGCAUUUGAAAACAUAUAAUAAAGAAAAAAAAAUCCAAGUA